Dimorphilus gyrociliatus is the source of this 1898-nucleotide messenger RNA. The record is from the annotation of a GenBank genome assembly. NCBI's taxonomy places the organism in Eukaryota, Metazoa, Annelida, Polychaeta, Dinophilidae.
AGUCUUUCACUGUUCACGCUUCACAUUCCACAUUCGUUUCUAUGCUUACCAUAUAAACAGGUAUUACUAAUACUUCGUAUAAAUUGUUCAGAUUGUAUAUGUUUACUGGUAUUGCUAUACAUUUACAUGUUAUAUAUUUAGAUAUAUAAUUUGCACAGGUGCAUGUGAAUUUUGUUGUUAAAUACUUUAACAACGAAACAAAAUAUUGUACGCAGGUAAGCGGAAAGAGCAGUAUUGUUACGCGAGACGUGACCUGAUAUUCAGUGCUGACUAGCGUUUAAAAAUGGAACGAACUGGUAAUGGAAAAGCUUUUAAAACUUGUUUUAUCGUUAUGACUUUAUCACUAGUUAUAUUAAUUUCUCUUGGAGUAUUUCAUGGAGCAAAGAGGAGUAAAAGUCAAACAUUAUUUCUACCUCCUCCUGUAGUGGAGGAAUUUAUAAAUUGGCCAAAGGAUAGACCAAAGGUGGCACGACAUUCUGUGAUAAGCGAAUUUGAGAGUUCGAUUUCUCAACCGAACGUGCCCGAUGAACCACCAUGGCCGAAACCAUUACCGCCCAGUAAGACAAACAAUCGGUAUAUUCUGUAUGAGUGUGCAUCCAAUAUGGCCUGCGGUGGCUGGUCAAAUAGGUUAUACGGUAUUGUUGCCCUAUAUAUAUUAGCGAUCAUGUACGACAGAUCAAUAGUUGUCAAAAUGGACAGACCUUGUGAUAUAAGACAGUUUCUUGAUCCAAGAGAUAUACAUUGGAAUGUGACAAUUCCCAACAAAAAUUGGUCUAAAACAAGUCUCAGCGGAAUAUAUGGUCAUAAAAUUUCAUUGUCACGACUGCAGGAUUUAGAGAGAAAAUUAACAAAUAAAGAUAUAACUGUUGCUCGUGUUAACAUUGCUCAAUUGGGUUAUAUUCACCUCUUUGCUACUGUAAAACAUUUUAAGAACAAACUAUUAGAGAAAGGCUUCACGGAAAGACAAUUACAACACCUCACACUUCUGCAUUUUCCUUUAAAAUAUCAAGUUUAUGAUCUGUUAUUCAAAUUAAAGCCGUAUCUACAGGAAAGAAAAGAUAACUAUUUAAAGACUUUUGAUAAGAAACCACUUAUUUGUGCUCAUGUACGAACAGGAGGUGGCAAAACGAUUCCGGGAGAUUCCGCUAGAGGAAGGAUGUUUGGAACAAAAACGCUCUGGGCAUUCUUACAAGAGAAAUUACUAUUUGAUAAGUUUAAAGAUGCUAAAGUAUUCCUUGCUACUGAUAAUGAUGCAGUUCGAGAAGAGUUUAAAAAAACAUUUGGACAUGUAGGAACAGAGAUAUCAGGCAAUAUAGUGCAUAUUGAUAGAUGGGGAUCUCAAAAGAGAACCAUUCAUGAUAAAGCAGCUGCAUGCCACGGAAUGGAUAAAGUAUUAUUAGAUUUUGAAAUUAUGAGUGAAUGUGAUCUUCUUGUGAUAACUUGGCGAAGUGGAUUUAGUACAAUGCCUGCCUUACGAAAUAGACAUCGUAAUGAAUUAUACGUUUGGAGAUGCGAAAAAAAUAGUUGUUGGGUUGAGCCAAUGUAUAGAUUUCAGGAUGAAAGCAGAAGAGAAUUUAGUGAAGCCAUUAACAGACAACCUUAUGUCAACUGCAAAGACAUUUUUAAAUGUUAAUGUUAGGGACAAUAUUAAAAUUUUAGUUAGGAAUUAUUAUGGAUUUCUCUACUGCAAAAGUAGAGUAUUCUUGCGUAUCAAAUUUAUUACUGUUAAAUUAUUUGUUUCAAUGUUUUUAGUUGUUACUGGGGGUUAAAAACUAUUUGCUCUUACUUGCGUUUUUUAAUUUGAAAUGCUAUUAUUGUGAUAUUUAUUUUCUCUAUUUUUAUUAGCAUAUGCAAUUUUCUGAGUUUUUAUUCGAUAAAAUAUACAAAUUCUUGUGGAA